Molecule: messenger RNA, 2055 nt
Organism: Dipodomys ordii (Ord's kangaroo rat)
Lineage: Eukaryota; Metazoa; Chordata; Mammalia; Rodentia; Heteromyidae
Gene: Slamf1
Product: signaling lymphocytic activation molecule family member 1
Exons: 7
Coding region: 117-1127 (336 amino acids)
Biological process (GO): lymphocyte activation
Cellular component (GO): membrane; cell surface
Molecular function (GO): signaling receptor activity
Source: RefSeq, a predicted model, not a curated record
UCAACAGCAGAGGCAGCAGAGACAGCACUGUCUGAUCUGAACUUGAUUCUGUUGGGGCACCUGUGAGCAGCUGGCAGGCCCCUGGCCAGGCCCCCUUCCUUCUCCUCUCUUGGCUGAUGGAUCCUAAGUGGCUCCUUUCCUUGAGCCUCCUGCUGUUAUUUUCCCUGGCUUUUGAACUGAGCUACGGAACAGGUGGAGGUGAUAUGAACUGCCCAAAGAUUCUCCAGCGAUUGGGAAGUAACACAUUGCUGCCGCUAACACAUGAACAGAUAAACAAGAGCAUGAACAAAAGCAUCCGCAUCAUUGUCACAAUGGCAAAAUCUCGUGAGAGCAGCACCAAGACGAUAAUUGUGUCUCUCCACACGUCUAAUAGGGACUCUCCUUACCUGGAAGUUGGAUAUCAGUUUCACCUGGAAAACCUGACCCUGCAGAUCCUGAGAAGUAGGAAGGAGAAUGAGGGAUGGUACUUUAUUUCCCUGGAGGAAAAUGUGUCAGUCAAGCAGUAUUGUGUGGAGCUGAAGCUUUAUGAACAGGUCUCCACUCCAGAAAUUAAAGUUCUAAACAGAACCCAGGAGAGUGAGAAUGGGACCUGUCGCUUGAUGCUAGCCUGCAUGGUGGAAAAGGGGGACCAUGUGGUUUACAACUGGACUGAUGAGGGAGGCACCCACCUGGAGAGUCCCAACAAUAAUUCCCAUUUCCUAUACAUCACCAUUGGCCCCCAACAUGCUGACACUAUUUACAUCUGCAACGCGAGCAACCCUGUCAGCAAUGGCAUCAAGACCUUCAAUCCAUCAUAUUUGUGCAGGUCAGACUCCUCCGAAUCAAGACAAUGGACACUGUCUGCUGGACUGUUCUUAGGGGGCUUUGUGGGUUUCAUCACAAUUCUUAUCAUGGUUAUCCAACUUUUAAGGAGAAGAGGUAAAGCGAAUCAUUAUCAAUCACCAAUUAAGGAAGAAACUCUUACUAUCUAUGCCCAAGUCCAGCAACCAGGUGCAACAUCUGCAUCUCUUCCACAUCAGGAUCCCUGCACAACAAUCUAUAUGGCUGCCACAGAGCCUGUCCCUGAGUCUGUCCAGGAACCCAAUCUCAUCACAGUCUAUGCCAGUGUGACACUUCCAGAAAGCUGACACCAGAGACAUAGCCAAGAGACUUUCUGAAGAAAGAUGGAAGAACCAAAAUUAGUACUGAACGUGGCCCAGAUUCACAGGUUCUCAAGGCAGACACUCUGCACAUCUGUAUGCUUCUCAGAUCAACUCCUUGGUGAUGCAUCUCCACAUACACCUGUGAAAUGAGCAAGAAAGCAAGGCUUCCCAAAGCUUCUAUCUGUCCUUCAGCCAGCACAGACACAGAACAGAGAGCUCCUUGCUUGAUACAGUGAUCCAUCUUUGCAGUAUCUCAGAUGCAAUAAAUACUGGGGGUCCAGACUUCAGAACACCUCACUCUUGGCUAGAAGGGAUAAUAAAGGCCAAAGACAGAAAGUCAAGACAUCUCUUGCCUAUCUCAGACAUAUGGCCACUGGUCACCAAGUCUGAAAAAGUUUACAUUUUGACUGUCUGCGCUUUGUUCAGACAGCUGAGCCUGAUGACCUGUGGACCUGAUCAAGGCCCUGUGCCUCAGUUUCUCUCUCUGGACAAGGGUGAAGGGUGAAUUCUUUAUUAUAUGUAAAACACUGAUGUUAUUCUAUAAAAGAAGCUAAGAUAAUCAGUAUUUUAUCUGUAAAACUUAUACUAAACUGAAAAUGACUUUGGGGUUUGUAAGCUUCAAACAGUAGAAUGGAAGCUUGAAAAUAGAGAUUAAAAUAGAGAUUUGGGGAGCCUCAAAGGACUUUGUCCCAGAGAGAAUUUUCAGUUCUCAAAGUAUGUGCUGAAUGUUAGUUCUCUGUGGAUUCCCUGGCUGACAAACCUAGCGUCUUAGAUAAAACUCCAUCCUGGUUCUGAUCCUACUUCAUAUCCCAGAUCUUCUGUGGAGCUUCAGGCCAAGGCACUUCUUACUUCAAAUCACACUUCUCUGUAUGGAAUUUAUCUCCAUGUAAAAAAUUAAAUUAUUUUGACCCAA